AUGGAGUUGAUGUGUGGCGAGGCAGCUGGCAUCAAGAGGGCUUUAGUAGAUCCCCACCUCCUGCACGACAAGAGGGUUUUGUCCAACUUGCUGAGCUUGGAGGAGCGCUACGUGCCCAGGGCGUCGUACUUCAAGUGCGGCGUGCAGACCGACAUCCAGCCCUUCAUGAGAAGGACGCUCGCCACGUGGAUGCUGGAGGUAUGUGAAGACCAGCGGUGCGAAGAGGAGGUCUUCACCUUGGCAAUGAAUUAUUUGGACCGGUAUUUGGCCGUGAUGCCCACCAAAAAAAACCACCUUCAAUUGCUCGGAGCCGCGUGCAUGUUCCUGGCUUCCAAGCUCCGAGAAACGAUCCACCUGACCGCCGAAAAGCUGUGCACCUACACGGACAACUCCAUCAGACUCCAAGAGCUGCUGGACAUGGAGCGACUGGUGCUGUGCCGGCUGAGAUGGGACUUGGCUGCCGUAACGCCGCACGACUUCUUGGAGCACAUCCUCAGCGAGCUGCCCGUGCCGGCCGAGAAGCUUCAGCUCCUCCGCAAGCACACGUACACCUUCAUCGCCCUCUGUGCACCGGACUUCACGUUCGCCACGUACCCGCCCUCCAUGAUCGCCGCAGCCAGCGUGGGAGCAGCCGUGCGGGGCGCGCGGCUCGGUCGGAAGGACGAGCGCCUGUCGGUUGCCCCGCUCGCCGAGACCCUCGCCAAGAUCGUCAACAGCGACGCGCUCUGCCUGCUGGCCUGCCAGGACCAGCUGGAGGGCGUUCUGGGGGCGAGCCUCCCGCAGGCUCAACAGCUGCAGCAGCAGCAGGGCUCCCCGCAGUCACCGAGUGGCGUGGACGAGCUCGACGUGGCCGGCACCCCCACGGACGUACGGGACGUCGCGCUCUGA
Molecule: messenger RNA, 888 nt
Organism: Callorhinchus milii (elephant shark)
Lineage: Eukaryota; Metazoa; Chordata; Chondrichthyes; Chimaeriformes; Callorhinchidae
Product: G1/S-specific cyclin-D2-like
Exons: 6
Coding region: 1-888 (295 amino acids)
Biological process (GO): mitotic cell cycle phase transition; regulation of cyclin-dependent protein serine/threonine kinase activity; positive regulation of G1/S transition of mitotic cell cycle
Cellular component (GO): cyclin-dependent protein kinase holoenzyme complex; nucleus; cytoplasm
Molecular function (GO): cyclin-dependent protein serine/threonine kinase regulator activity
Source: RefSeq, a predicted model, not a curated record